GUUUCGACUUUUUUUUGUCUCUCUGCCGUCUGAACUUCUCAUUUUCAUAUCUUUCCGUUUUGUUAUAAGUUUUGAGUUGUAACUGUAAGUUGUAGGAAGGGAAAGAGAGCGAGUCGAGUGACUGUCCGUCCGUUUAUCAUUUGCUCUCUGCUUGUUAUUUGUUUGUGUUAGAACUUAGACGACGACGACUUAAAUUUAUUUUAUUCCUCUACCUUUACUUUUUGAGGGAGAUCGGCGAGAGAGGGAUCGAAGUCAAAGGAAGGAUAAUCAAAUCUAUCAUUCAAUCCACCACCAGAGGAGAAGGAGAAACCACUACCACCUCUGCAUUAAGAAGAGCUGCGACGGCUGUUUGCCCCAAAAAUCUCCCACCUGCGAGUGCCUCAGUGCCUCUGGGUGUCGUGUCGGUGACUUCCAUUUCUUUUUUAUUUUUAGAAAAGAAAAGAUGAUGGUGAGGAAUAUGGUGAUGGUCAUGUUGUUUGUAACGGUUAUUGCUCCCAUUACUCUUUACACUGAUCGCCUUGCCUCCAUCUCCAUCCAGGCCCCUUCCUCCUCCUCCUCUGGAGACGACGAUUUCGUUGAAGAUGUUACAGCCUUUCCUGCAAAUGCGGCUCAUACUACUGCCCAUCUAAAUCUGCUUCCUCAGGAGUCAUCCACAACCACAAGGCCUAAAGAACCAGUAGGAGUCGUAUAUUCCGACAACUCCACUGAUUCAUUACCAGGGGCAAAGGGGACCUCCGCCCACCCCAAUCACUCUCAUCCACAUCAAGAUGGGCGGUUAGUCGACUCCAUGGAGCAUGUAUCAGCUAGAAUGUUAUCUACCACCACUGACCCGGAUCUGUCUCAAACAUAUGACCCGAUCAGACAGGUCACUAAAACACUUGAGCAAGGAAAUCAGUUUCUGUCCGAGUCCGAUGCCAAAAUAGGAGCUUCUGAGCAAAAUAUCGAUGAUGCCUCUCGGACUAGGGAAACAAAACCUGAGCAACAAUCCACUCAAACCUCCAGCAAGGUUGAUCGAAGAAGACCCACAAAAACUAUGACUGCAAAACAAAAUGAUGAAACGGCCAUCCCAAAUGGACAGGUACGACAUCUUAAAGACCAGCUUAUCAGGGCAAAGGUUUACCUCUCUCUUCCAGCCACAAGAAACAACCCCCAUUUCACAAGGGAGAUUCGGCUGCGGAUAAAAGAAGUUCAAAAAACACUUGGGGAUGCAAGCAAGGAUUCUGAUCUCCCAAGGAACGCCUACGACAAGUUGAAGGCAAUGGAACAGACAUUGACUAAAGGAAAGCAGAUUCAAGACAACUGCGCUGCUAUGGUGAAAAAGCUUCGGGCUAUGCUCCAUUCAAUGGAAGAGCAACUCCGGGUGCACAAGAAGCAGGCUAUGUUCUUGAUGCAAUUAACCGCAAAAACACUUCCAAAGGGACUUCACUGUCUUCCAUUGCGCCUUACCACUGAGUACUAUACCUUAAAUUCUUCUCAGCAGAAGUUUCCCAAUCAAGAGAAAUUAGAAGAUUCCCGGAUGUACCAUUAUUCAUUAUUCUCGGACAAUGUAUUGGCUGCAGCGGUUGUUGUAAACUCAACUGUCACCCAUGCUAAGGACCCUGCAAACCAUGUUUUCCACAUUAUCACUGACAGGCUCAAUUAUGCUGCUAUGAGAAUGUGGUUGGUAAAUUCACCGGGCCAGGCCACUAUUCAGGUUCAAAACACUGAAGAAUUUUCAUGGUUGAAUACAAGCUACAGUCCAGUUAUGAAGCAGUUGGGUUCUGCAUCCAUGAUAGAUUAUUACUUUAGGACUCAUCGGACCAAUUCUGAUUCAAAUUUGAAGUUCCAAAACCCGAAGUACUUGUCUAUCCUGAACCAUCUCCGCUUUUACCUUCCAGAGAUCUUCCCGAAGCUCAACAAAGUUCUAUUCUUGGAUGAUGACGUAGUUGUAAAAAAGGACCUUACUGCUUUAUGGUCCCUUGACUUGAAGGGAAAUGUUAAUGGUGCUGUGGAGAGUUGUGGAGAAAGCUUCCAUCGCUUUGAUCGGUAUCUUAACUUUUCAAAUCCUCUAAUCUCAAAGAAUUUUGAUGCCCAUGCUUGUGGAUGGGCAUAUGGUAUGAAUAUAUUUGAUUUGGAGGAAUGGAAGAAGCAAAACAUCACAGAAGUGUACCACGGAUGGCAGAAGCUGAAUCAUGAUAGACAACUGUGGAAAUUGUGAACGCUACCACCUGGUCUCAUAACGUUUUGGAAACGCACAUACCCACUGGACCGCUCCUGGCACGUGCUGGGCCUUGGUUAUAACCCUAGUGUUAACCAGAAGGAAAUUGAUGGAGCAGCUGUAAUACACUACAAUGGCAACAUGAAACCGUGGCUUGAGAUAGGCAUACCGAAAUACCGAAAUUACUGGGCAAAAUUUGUUGACUAUGAUCAUACGUACAUGCGAGAGUGCAACAUCAAUCCAUAGAAUGGCUCUUGUGGUAAUUUUGAAGUGUUUUGGGCAAUUUGCUAUAAAAUGCCACAGGUUUGCCUUUCUUUCUCGGUAGGAUUAUUUAUUUAUUUUUGGUUCUAAAGGAACAGCUUUAAGGUUAUAUUCUUUCUGUAUACAUUUUGAUUUUUCUUUUCCCUUUAUCGGUUUCAUUUGUUCCUAACUAUGUAUUUCAUGUUGUGUACGAAUACAUUUCUGGUGAAGUCACAUGUACUUGUAAAUUAUUCAUCUUUUCAGGAAUCAGCAUCACCAUAUUAAUAGCA
This is a messenger RNA of Pyrus x bretschneideri (Chinese white pear), 2727 nucleotides long. RefSeq names its product probable galacturonosyltransferase 4. The record is from RefSeq and is a predicted model, not a curated record. NCBI's taxonomy places the organism in Eukaryota, Viridiplantae, Streptophyta, Magnoliopsida, Rosales, Rosaceae. Gene Ontology annotation, molecular function: polygalacturonate 4-alpha-galacturonosyltransferase activity.